Molecule: messenger RNA, 4023 nt
Organism: Toxotes jaculatrix (banded archerfish)
Lineage: Eukaryota; Metazoa; Chordata; Actinopteri; Toxotidae
Product: BRCA1 associated protein
Exons: 13
Coding region: 290-2098 (602 amino acids)
Biological process (GO): Ras protein signal transduction; protein ubiquitination
Cellular component (GO): cytoplasm
Molecular function (GO): nucleic acid binding; ubiquitin protein ligase activity; zinc ion binding
Source: RefSeq, a predicted model, not a curated record
AGCAACAUGUUAGAAACAGCUGUGAAUGCAGGGAGGUGAAGUAGCUGAAGUCUUAGGUGGAUAUUGUGUUUUAGUCAUUAAACACAGAUGUAUUUAUGUGUUUAUGGGCGGCGCAGACAGAAACAGUAUGAGUAACAUACUGUUGUGAGAAACGGGCUUUUGCCGCGGCUCGUUUUAUUUAGACGCUUAGCGAAUUAGCGCGUUAGCUGGACGCGUAGCCGGUUUAGCUUAGCUAGCUGUCACCGGGCUGUUUUGUUCUCUGUAAAAGUGGCAGCUUCUUUCAUAACACAUGAGUGUGUCGCUGGUCGUUAUCCGUUUGGAAUUAGCCGACCAGUCUCCUGCUCCACAGGGUUUCCAGUACUCCGCCGCUGCAGUUGAAGGCAUGUCAGAGGAGGAGCGGCAGGACAAAGCUCUGGGGUUAGCCAAACACGCUCUGAGUGGAAAGACUGAGCUGGAAAGAGCCGCUGUACUGCACCAACACAUUGGCAGCAGAGCCAUGGGGGACAUGGUUAUAGAAACCUUUGAACCCAGCCCAGAUAAAGGAGGAGGCGAGGACCCGGGUGGUUCGGUGGAGCCGAACAGUGAACCUCAGGCUGCAGAUGGUCAGGAGGGCACGGGGGGUUCACAGGACAACAGUGCAGCAGCAGGCACUUCUCCAGACUCCCCCUCCAAGCAGCUGCCGGACCAGAUCUCUUUCUUCAGUGGAAACCCCUCCGUGGAGAUCGUCUACGGCAUCAUGCACCUCUACAAGACCAAUAAGAUGACUUCACUGACCGAAGAUGUAAGACGCAGUGCCAUGGUGUGUAUCCUGACUGUCCCAGCGACCAUGACCAGCCAUGACCUCAUGAAGCUUAUGGCGCCAUUUAAUGAUGUAAUGGAGCAUAUGAAGAUCAUACGGGACUCCACUCCUAACCAGUACAUGGUUCUGAUUAAGUUUUGUACACAGGCAGACGCAGACAGUUUUUACACAGCGUGUAAUGGCCGCCAGUUCAACUCCAUAGAGGAUGCAGUGUGCCAGCUGGUCUAUGUGGAGCGGGCCGAGGUUAUAAAGUCUGAAGAGGGAGCCAGUCUGCCGGUGAUGGAGCUGACCGAGCUGCCAAAGUGCACUGUGUGCCUGGAGAGAAUGGACGAGUCGGUAAACGGCAUCCUCACCACUCUCUGCAACCACAGCUUUCACAGCCAGUGUCUCCAGCGGUGGGAGGACGCCUCGUGUCCUGUAUGUAGGUACUGUCAAACACCAGAACCAGUUGAGGAGAACAAGUGCUUUGAGUGUGGAGUACAGGAGAACCUGUGGAUUUGUUUGAUCUGCGGACACAUCGGCUGUGGUCGCUACGUUAGCCGGCACGCCUACAAGCACUUUGAGGAAACACAGCAUACUUACGCCAUGCAGCUCACCAACCACCGUGUGUGGGACUACGCAGGAGAUAACUACGUGCAUCGGCUGGUGGCCAGUAAGACUGAUGGGAAGAUGGUGCAGUACGAGUGUGAGGGAGACACAUGUCAUGCUGAGAAAAUUGACGCACUUCAACUAGAGUACUCGUACCUGCUGACGAGCCAACUGGAGUCUCAGAGGAUCUACUGGGAGAAUAAGAUCGUUCAUCUGGAGAAGGAGACGGCCGAGGAGAUAAACAACAUGAAGGCCAAAUUUAAGGAGACCCUGGAGCGCUGUGAUAACUUGGAGCGGCGGUUAGGAGAAAUAACCAAAGAGAAGCAGAGUGUAGAGAAGAAGUACACUCAGCUGAACAGUCGAGUGGUGAAGCUGAGCCAAGAGCUGAAGGAGGAGCAGGAGAUGAACCGCUAUCUGAGAGCCAAUCAGGCCCAGCUGCAGUCCCAGCUGGCAGAGGAGGAGCGCAAAGGGAAGGAGAGCGGAGAUCGUAAGGACGUGACAAUAGCAGAACUGCAGGAGCAGCUGAGAGAUGUGAUGUUUUAUCUGGAGGCGCAGCAGCAGAUCGAACACCUGCCUCCGGAGGCUCGCAGUGAAAUCCAGGAGGGGCAGAUCAACAUCGCAGCCGGCCCAGCGGACAGCGCCCUGGGCUCGGCGGGAGCUGGUCCCUCCUCUGGCAGAGGCAGGAGAGGCCGGGGCAGGAAGAGGAAGUAGGGAGUGUUAAAAUCUACUGGAAAGCACUAGAAACUAUCGCUGCCUCUCAGCGUGGGCACAUGUUUAUUGCUGUUCAUUUAUUAACGUGUCUGCAUCAUUGUGGUUCUCCAGAAAGCACUCAGAGGAGAAAUGAACACUUGAUGUUAGACACUCGACUCCUUUAGGAAAGAGUAAAUAGCGAUGAUAUUUACCUGCUCAGUUUUCCACCUUUUAACCUAAUGUAGCUUCUACAAGAAGAAAAGAGCAAAGUGUUGGAGUCACUGAAGACACAACAGUCUGUGUGGCUUCCAAGAUCUGUGAUAAAAAUAUAUUCUGCUGUUUCCAAACCUGAAAAGAAAAUCUAUUUUGGUCAUAAAUGGUAUUUAUUUGAUCAAACUUACGUUGAUUUGUGCCCAGUCCAACGCCGUGUUAACUUCUUCUUCUCUGUGUGACAGAAUGUUUUCCUAAACUCCUUUAGUCUCAACUUUUUUUUGUCUAUUCUUUAGUAAAAUGCUGAAUUUUUUUUUUUUUUAUAAUCAUUUUUCAGUAGUUUCCAAAUCUAACACUGAAAAAGAUUGUGGAUGACGAAGACAGAUAGAAGAGACAGAGGAGGGACGUGGAUUUGCCAUGUUGCAUUAGGAGCAGGACGUAUUUUUACCAACUGGGUCAGUGAUUCCCAACCAGGGGUUCGUUUACCACAGGGAGGAUCUGAAAAGAUUGUGGAGGAUCUCUGCAAGAUAAAAACAGAAAUUAUGAUCACACAUUUCACACAUUUGCUUUUAGGAGGAAGAAAGACACAAUUUUGAAUUGGAAAUCCGUUUAAAUCUGAUCUUUGUAUAUUUAUUUUCUCAGUUGCUAAUAAGCCAUCAGCUCUGACAGGUUGCCUGCACAGGACACGCGUCCCACCACCUGAACACCACCUGCUGCCCUCUGAUUCGGUGAAAAGCUGUUGGUGGAACCUGAGUAAUCUUUCACUCAGGUUCUGCACUUCAGUAAAACGUUGAGUUUAUUCUACUUGAAUAUUUUUUGCUACUUUUGCAGCUUUUCAGUAAAAAAUAUAUUUUACUUUUCACUCCACUACAUUUAUUUGACAGUUGUUGUAGUUACAGAUUAAUAUUUGACAUAAAGUAUUUUUCUUUUUCAUUGAAUUGCUUUAUAUUGUACAGGUGUAGCUAAUAAAGUGGCCCCUGCAUGUGCAAAACUUUACCAUAUGCAGUAUAAUUAAUUAGUACAAUUAGGGACGCAAUAAUUGUCAAUCAAUUAGUAACGACGAAAAAUUUUCAAAACUGAUUAAUUGUUCAAGUCAUUUUUUCAGUAACAAAAAUCCAAACAUUCUCGUGUUCGCUGCUUUUCUGCAUCUUCAAAUCAAAGUAAAUCGAGUGUUUGAUGAUGAAGAUGAAGAUCUUAUACAGACCAAACAGUUAAUCAAGGAAAUAAUCAGCAGGUUAAUCAGUUAUGAAAGUAAUCAUUAAUGACUGCAGCUCUUUGGUUUGACAGUAAAAUUAGCUCCACUUUGAUGAGCUGCAACGUUAAAAUGACAAUAAUAAUAUACUCUGGUUAAUCUGUCUGCAUGAUGACUUCAUUUACAUGUGAUAAUUCUACAUUUUUGCUUUGAUUCUCUAACCUGACUAAAAUUGUGAUUGCAGGACUGUUUUCACAUCGUGGUGAAUGUUUCCUCCGUUAGCUGGAUAAAAGCUGAAAGGUUGGGAACUGCUGAUCUGGGUCAUGUUUUUUCACCUGUGCAGGUGUGAGCCUGUACAUCUGUCCUGUAUACAAAGCACUAACCACAAAGCAUAUUUUGAAAACAUAGCAAUGAUCUCUGACCUUAAAGAUUCGACCCUUUCUGUAGGGGAAGGAACUGAACAAGGUGCCAGUGUGUAGACGAAGCAAAUGUUCUGUGAGGAAGUUCCUCUGUUCACUCCUUUAAAGCAUUUUCUGUUUGUUGA